Messenger RNA from Rattus rattus (black rat), 2651 nucleotides. Its product is annotated as ATP-binding cassette sub-family G member 3-like. Lineage: Eukaryota; Metazoa; Chordata; Mammalia; Rodentia; Muridae. The transcript is spliced from 14 exons. Bases 202 to 1968 code for a protein of 588 amino acids. Gene Ontology annotation, molecular function: ABC-type transporter activity; ATP hydrolysis activity; ATP binding. The record is from RefSeq and is a predicted model, not a curated record. Gene Ontology annotation, cellular component: plasma membrane.
UCCUGAUGAGUUCCCACUAGCAGUUAACAUCUUUCUAAAUCAUAGACCUCUAUUAACAUUUAAAAAUUAUCAGUUUGUGCUUAUGUUCUGUCUACAAUUCCAUCCAAAUUCAAUGAGCGCUUUCAAUGUAGACCCUAAGCUAAUUUCACUUCUUUAAAACAGAAAAAUAAACCAGUAUGACUUUGUGUUUGCAGUGGGAUCAUGGGACCAGGCCUCAAUGCCAUCAUGGGACCUCAGGAUGGGAGCAGAUCUCUGUUAUUAGAUGUCUUAGCUGCAAGGAGAGAUCCAAGUGGAUUAUCAGGAGAUAUUUUGGUAAACGGUAAACCUCGACCUGCUAAUUUCAAAUGUACAUCUGGUUAUGUACCACAAAAUGAUGUGGUCAUGCACACGGUGACUGUGAGAGACAAUUUAGAGUUCUCAGCAGCUCUCCGUCUUCCAAUGACUAUAACAAGAGAUGAAAAAAGAAGGAGGAUUAAUGAGGUGCUUGAACUUCUUCAUCUGGAUAAAGAACAAAAUAUCAAGCCUAGAUCCAAAGAACUCAGGAAAAGGACCAGUAUAGCAGUGGAGCUGAUCGCCGACCAUCCCAUUUUGUUCUUGGAUGAUCCCACCACUGAUUUAGACUUGACAACUACGACUUAUGUCGUAUCAGUCCUCAGAAGGAUGUCGAUGAAGGGAAAGACAAUCAUCUUCUCCAUCAAUCAGCCUCAGUACUCCAUCUUCAGAUUCUUUGAUAGCCUCACCUUAGUGGCUUCAGGAAAACUCAUGUUUCAUGGACCUGCAUGGGAUGCUCUGGAGUACUUCACAUCUGCGGGUUACCAAUACGAGUCCCACAACAACCCUGCAGACUUCUUCCUGGACGUAAUUAAUGGAGGUUUGUGUGACACAGAGGAAGAUGGCCAUGAAGCUGGAAACUAUGAAGAACUUUUUGAGAGAAAAUAUCAAGCCACAAAAAAAUUGGCCAAUAUGUAUGCCCAGUCCCGCUUACACAGUGACACAAGAGACAAACUGGAUCAACUCUUGGGGCAACAGCAGCUGGACAGGAACUCAGCUGUGGAGACCACAUUUGUCACCCCUUUCUGGAAUCAACUCAUGUGGAUUACCUAUCGAUCAUUCAAAAUUUUCCAGGGUUUUCCAUGGGCCACUGUGAUUCAGGCUAUUAUCACAGCCACGCUGGCAGCACUGGUAGGCAUCGCUUUCCAGAUCCUGAAAAAUGGUUGUAUUGAAGUAUACAUAAGAGCCGGCCUCCUUUACCUGCUCACAAUCUUCCAGUGCAUCACAAGUGUGUCUGCAGGGGAGCUCUUUGUGAUUGACAGGGAUCGCUUUCUACAUGAGCACACCAGUGGAUACUACAGAGUGUCAUCCUAUUUCUUUGGGAAAUUGCUGGCCGAGCUAAUACCCAGGAGGCUGUUGCCAAGUACUAUAGUACUUAUAGCAUACUUCAUAGCAGGACUAAAAACGAGCAUGAGCUCUGUCUUCACUAUGCUAUUUACCGUCAUGAUGCUGGCUUAUUCGGCCAGCUCCCUGCCACUGUCUAUAGGAGCCGGGGAGAAUGCAGUGGCUGUCCCAACACUGUUUGUGACCAUCUACUUUGUGUUCAUGCUGUUUUUUUCAGGUUUAUCACUAUAUUCCGGAAGCCUCCUGCCUCAGCUCUCAUGGAUUCAGUACUUUAACAUUCCUCAUUAUGGCUUUAAGGCAUUGCUGCAUAAUGAAUUCCUUGGACAAAACUUCUGUUCAGAACACAACAUAGAAGAAGUCAGUAGAUGCCAUAACUAUGUAAUAUGUACUGGUGAAGAAUUCUUGACGAUCCAGGGCAUCGAUCUCUCAUCGUGGGGCUUCUGGGAGAAUCACCUGGCUUUAGCUUGUAUAAUGAUUAUCCUCUUAACAAUUACCUAUGUGCAGUUAUUACAGGUUAAGACAUUAGAAGUUCUUAGAUCGCGGGGCAGGAAUUUUCUUCAGUUGUUUAACUAAAUACCAAAGUAUCUUCUGAAUGUCUGUAAUUGUAUUCCUGAACAAAUGCUACAUCCAGCAUGACCCAGAGAGGAUCCCUCUGCUGUGAACUCUGAUGAAUGCAGAGACUCAUGGCUGCUCACAGUACAGGGCUAAGGGACACUCCAGUGCUUAUCUCCAACAGGACACCUAUAGUGUGCCCUCUAUAGCUCAGAGCAUUGUAGAAUAGAAAGAGUGCAGGAGCCAGAAUAUGAGAAGAAGGAAUGGAAAUGCAAUAUUUUGGUCCUGCACAGCCAAGGCAACCAUGGUCUGUGUCUCAACUCUAUGGCUACCUACACAAGACUGGAUCCCUCAUCAGCACAGAAGGAACAGAGGAGAACUCAAUGAGCUCAUCCCCCAUUCUGCUCAACUAUCGGCUACUGGCAGAUCAUGGGGGAGAAGCAGUCAUUGAUUUCACAUGUAUAUUCACAUUUGAGCCUACCAGACUCCAGUGGAAAGUCUGAAACCCCUGUAUCCCACAGACAGCCCUGUUUAAACUCUGUGGGUCAUAAGACAAAGAUGUGGAUGUGAGAAAGAGACUUGUAAAGAGGAGUAUUUGAAGGGAUUGUAAGGGAAAUAAGAGAGGUAUGGCAGAGGGGGAAAUGGCUGAAAUGCAUUAUAUAUGGAAUGGUAUAUUUGUAAAAAUAAAAAUUUUAGAAAAGUAA